AUGGCCAUCGAUGGUGCUUUUGUUCCUUUGAUGUCAUCUGGGGACCGCAGGUCCUUAGGUGUACCUCAAGACCCCCAUGACAACACACUUCUGUCCUGCCUGUCUGCAGGCUUCAUCUGCCCUCUCGCAGGGGCCAGAGUGAGGCUGCUCUCCCUGAACCCGGUAACUCACCGGGUAGAGGGGGACACGAGGGUAAACACACACCCCUGGGAGCCAGUCAUGGGGCACUGCUUUUAGCUGAGGCGGAAGAUCCUGGCUAUUUUCAAGCCGACUACUAUUCGUGGUUCAUGACCUGCUCACAAGCAUAUUUACAAUAUCAUAUUUCCUAAUGUUGACCUUCAAGUGGGGCUUUCAACUUUAAAACUCGAGUCCACUUCAGUGAGCAGUUAUGGCAAAUGCACUGUCCAUUCUUGAGGCUAGACUGAGUAUUGAUUACAUGGUACAGUGCAAGGUAAAAUCAAACAUGAUUUUUAUGGUACAUUCUGUCUAAGCAUAUUAGGCAUUGAUUAAUUAAUUACAUAGAAUGUAGACACUGUUUUCAGGAGGGCUGUAUGCAUAAUGUUUCUACAACUUAAAGUAACUGUUCAGUGUUUCCAGAUUUCUAUGAAAUAUGACCUAUAAUUAAUUACAAUAUGAGUGGAAUAGUUUUCCUUCCAAAAAAGUGUAAUUAAGUAUGUUUAAAAAGCAGCUUUUAUGUGUUAGAAUGGUGUGGGAGUACCCCAACAACAGAAUGGUGUGGGUGUAUACUGGUCAUUAAAAAUAUUCAGGAGGAUGACAUCAUUCUCUAAGGAAAUAGCAAGCAUUUUUGAAACGGUCUGUUUGAGAUACAAGGUUGAGGUGGGGUUUUUGAAGUGUUUUUUUUCUCUCCAAUCUAUGCUUUGGCCACAUACGAGUAUAGGAUGAGUCAACAACAUUAUUUGGGUAUGUAUUAACAGAAUAUUAACUUUUAAAAGUGAGAUUUUCACUGUACAGUUACUUUAAAUACUCUGAAGUUAAUUUGUGUAUGCUGGUUUUUCUUUUUUGUUCUUUCAGAAGAGAUUUUGUCAACUGCUGAGGAGCUGAAAGACACUCAUUUUGUGUGAAUCCUUGACCUCUCAUCUGGGAGGAGAGAAAGUAGAGGUUCUCAUCACCAAGGUGUAUAGAAUGACAGACAUCGCUUUGGUUAAGAUAUUGGACCACAUUAUGUGUUGUCUUGUCUGACAAGUCUGACACAUUUUAUUGUUAAAUUCUGGAAAUAUUUUUGUAGAUAUUGUUUGUGCCAAUUUGUUCUCCUUUUUUAAACUGGGGGUUUGAGUAUCUGGAGAAAAACUUAAAGGAAAACUCCACCCAAAAAUGAUAUUUUAGUAUUUGUUUCAUUAGUCCAUUGUUGAUAUACAGUGGGGGAAAAAGGUAUUUAGUCAGCCACCAAUUGUGCAAGUUCUCCCACUUAAAAAGAUGAGAGGCCUGUAAUUUUCAUCAUAGGUACACGUCAACUAUGACAGACAAAUUGAGAAAAAGAAAUCCAGAAAAUCACAUUGUAGGAUUUUUAAUGAAUUUAUUUGUAAAUUAUGGUGGAAAAUAAGUCUUUGGGCACCUACAAACAAGCAAGAUUUCUGGCUCUCACAGACCUGUAACUUCUUCUUUAAGAGGCUCCUCUGUCCUCCACUCGUUACCUGUAUUAAUGGCACCUGUUUGAACUUGUUAUCAGUAUAAAAGACACCUGUCCACAACCUCAAACAGUCACACUCCAAACUCCACUAUGGCCAAGACCAAAGAGCUGUCAAAGGACACCAGAAACAAAAUUGUAGACCUGCACCAGGCUGGGAAGACUGAAUCUGCAAUAGGUAAGCAGCUUGGUUUGAAGAAAUCAACUGUGGGAGCAAUUAUUAGGAAAUAGAAGACAUACAAGACCACUGAUAAUCUCCCUCGAUCUGGGGCUCCACGCAAGAUCUCACCCCGUGGGGUCAAAAUGAUCACAAGAACGGUGAGCAAAAAUCCCAGAACCACACGGGGGGACCUAGUGAAUGACCUGCAGAGAGCUGGGACCAAAGUAACAAAGCCUACCAUCAGUAACACACUACGCCGCCAGGGACUCAAAUCCUGCAGUGCCAGACGUGUCCCCCUGCUUAAGCCAGUACAUGUCCAGGCCCAUCUGAAGUUUGCUAGAGUGCAUUUGGAUGAUCCAGAAGAGGAUUGGGAGAAUGUCAUAUGGUCAGAUGAAACCAAAAUAGAACUUUUUGGUAAAAACUCAACUCGUCGUGUUUGGAGGACAAAGAAUGCUGAGUUGCAUCCAAAGAACACCAUACCUACUGUGAAGCAUGGGGGUGGAAACAUCAUGCUUUGGGGCUGUUUUUCUGCAAAGGGACCAGGACGACUGAUCCGUGUAAAGGAAAGAAUGAAUGGGGCCAUUUUUUUCUCAUUUUGUCUGUCAUAGUUGACGUGUACGUAUGAUGAAAAUUACAGGCCUCUCUCAUCUUUUUAAGUGGGAGAACUUGCACAAUUGGUGGCUGACUAAAUAAAAUUUUUCCCCACUGUAGUCCCAAAAUGUUUUGUAUUUGUAUUUAUUAAGGACCCCCAUUAGCUGCUGCCAAGGCCGCAGCUACUCUUCCUGGGGUCCAGCAACAUUAAGACAGUUAUAUACAGUUUAAAAUAUUACAUGACAUUACAUUUCAUAACACUUUACCCAAUACAUUUAGUGUGUUCCCUCAGGCCACUACUCCACUAUUACCUAUACAGUGCAUUCGGAAAGUAUUCAGACCCCUUGACUUUUUCCACAUUUUGUUACGUUACAGCCUUAUUUUAAAAUUGAUUAAAAUAUUUAUUUUUCCUCAAUCUACACACAAUACCCCAUAAUGACAAAGUGAAAACAUGUUUUUAUAAUUUUUUGCUUAUUUAUUAAAAAUAAAAAACAAACACCUUAUUUACAUAAGUAUUCAGACCCUUUGCUAUGAGACUCAAAAUUGAGCUCAGGUGUAUCCUGUUUCCAUUUAUCAUCCUUGAGAUGUUUCUAUAACUUGAUUGGAGUCCACCUGUGGUAAAUUCAAUUGAUUGGACAUGAUUUGGAAAGGCACACACCUGUCUAUAUAAGGUCCCACAGUUGACAGUGUAUGUCAGAGCAAAAACCUAGCCAUGAGGUCGAAGGAAUUGUCCGUAGAGCUCCGAGACAGGAUUGUGUCGAGGUACAGAUCUGGGGAAGGGUACCAAAAAUGUCUGCAGCAUUGAAGGUCCCCAAGGAAACAGUGGCCUCAAUCAUUCAUAAAUGGAAGAAGUUUGGAACCACCAAGACUCUUCCUAGAGCUGGCCACCCAGCCAAACUGAGCAAUCGGGGGAGAAGGGGCCUUGGUCAGGGAGGUGACCAAGAACCCGAUGGUCACUCUAACAGAGCUCCAGAGUUCCUCUGUGGAGAUGGGAGAACCUUCCAGAAGGAAAACCAUCUCUGCAGCACUCCACCAAUCAAGCCUUUAUGGUAGAGUAGCCAGAUGGAAGCUACUCCUCAGUAAAAGGCACAUGACAGCCCGUUUGGAGUUUGCCAAAAGGCAACUAAAGGUCUCUCAUACCAUGAGAAACAAGAUUCUCUGGUCUGAUGAAACCAAGAUUGAACUCUUUGAUCUGAAUGCCAAGCGUCACAUCUGGCGGAAACCAGGCACUGCUCAUCACCUGGCCAAUACCAUCCCUACGGUGAAGCAUGGAGGCAGCAUCAUGCUGUGGGGAUGUUUUUCAGCGGCAGGGACUGGAAGACUAGUCAGGAUCGAGGGAAAGAUGAACAGAGCAAAGUACAGAGAGAUCCUUGAUGAAAAACUGCUUCAGGGCGCUCAUGACGUCAGACUGGGGCGAAGGUUCACCUUCCAACAGGACAACGACCCUAAGCACACAGCCAAGACAACACAGGAGUGGCUUCGGGACAAGUCUCUGAAUGUCCUUGAGUGGCCCAGCCAGAGCCCGGACUUGAACCCGAUCGAACACCUCUGGAGACCUGAAAAUAGCUGUGCAGCGACGCUCCCCAUCCAACCUGACAGAGCUUGAGAGGAUCUGCAGAGAAAAAUGGGAGAAACUCCAAUUUAAUAUAUUUUAGAACAAGGCUGUAACGUAACAAAAUGUGGAAAAAAAGUCAAGGGGUCUGAAUACCUUCCGAAUGCACUGUAUACAAUACAACGUCCAUGUGGACGUGUGUGUAGAGUGUGUGUCUUAUCAUGUGUCUGUGCCUGUGUGUGUCUAUUCACAGUCAGCUGUUCCAUAAGGUGUAUUUUUAUAUAUAUAUUUUUUAUCUGAUUCUACUGCUUGCAUCAGUUUCCUGAUGUGGAAUAGAGUUCCAUGUAGCCAUGGCUCUGUGUAGUACUGUGCGCCUCCCAUAGUCUGUUCUUGACAUGGAUUGUGAAGAGACCUUUGGUGGCAUGGCUUGCGGGGUAUGCAUGGGUGUCGGAGCUGUGUGCUAGUAGUUUAAACAGACACCUCGGUGCAUUCAGCAUGUCAACACUUACAAAAACAAGUAGUGAUUAAGUCAAUCUCUCCUCUACUUUGAGCCAUGUUAGCUCUCUGUGUACAUUUAAGGGCCAGCCGUGCUGCCCUGUUCUGAGCCAAUUCAAAUUUUACGAGGUCCCUCUUUGUGGCACCUGACCACACGACUGAACAGUAGUCCAGGUGCGACAAAACUAGGGCCUGUAGGACCUGCCUUGUUGAUAGUGUUGUUAAAAAGGCAGAGCAACGCUUUAUUAUGGACAGACUUCUCCCCAUCUUAGCUACUGUUGUAUUAACAUGUUUUGACCAUGACAGUUUACAAUCCAUGGUCACCUCAAGCAGUUUAGUCACCUCAACUUGCUAAAUUUCCACAUUAUUUAUUACAAGAUUUAGUUGAGGUUUAGGGUGUAGUGAAUGAUUUGUCCCAAAUACAAUGCUCUUAGUAUUUGAAAUAUUUAGUACUAAUUUAUUAUUUGCCACCCAUUCUGAAAUCUAACUGCAGCUCUUUGUUAAGUGUUGCAGUGAUUUCACUCGCUGUAGUAACUGACGCGUAUAGUGUUGAGUCAUCCGCAUUCAUAGCUACACUGGCUUUCCUCAAGGCCAGUGGCAUGUCAUUAGUAAAGAUUGAAAAAGGUAAGGGGCCUAGACAGCUGCCCAGGGGAAUUCCUGAUUCUACCUGGAUUAUGUUGAAGAGGCUUCCAUUAAAGAACACCCUCUGUGUUCUGUUAGACAGGUAACUCUUUAUCCACAAUAUAGCUGGGGGUGUAAAACCAUAACACAUGUUUUUCCAUCAGCAGAUAAUGUCAAAAGCCACACUGAAGUCUAACAAAACAGCUCCCACAAUCUUUUUAUCAUCAAUUUCUCUCAGCCAAUCAUCAGUCAUUUGUGUAAGUGCUUGUUGUAUGUCCUUCCCUAUAAGCGUGCUGAAAGUCUGUUGUCAAUUUGUUUACAGAAAAAAAAUUGCAUUGUAUCUGAUCAGACAAUUUUUUCCCCAAAAGUUUACUAAGGGUUGGUAACAGGCUGAUUGGUCGGCUAUUUGAGCCAGUAAAGGGGGCUUUUCUAUUAUUGGGUAGUGAAUUACUUUUGCUUCCCUCCAGGCCUGAGGACACACAUUUUCUAGUAGGCUUAGAUUGAAGAUAUGGCAAAUAGGAGUGGCAAUAUUGUCCACUAUUAUCGUCAGUAAUUUUCCAUCCAAGUUGAUAGACAACAAUACUUUUUUUCACUUCUUCCACACUCACUUGACAGAAUUCAAAAUUAUAAUGCUUGUCUUUCAUAAUUUGAUCACUUAUACUUGGAUGUGUAGUGUCAGUGUUUGUUGCUGGCAUGUCAUGCCUAAGUUUGCUAAUCUUGCCAAUGAAAAAAUCAUUAAAGUAAUUGGCAAUAUCAGUGGGUUUUAUGAUGAAUGAGCCAUCUGAUUCAAUGAAUGAUGGAGCUGAGUUUGCCUUUUUGCCCAAAGUUUCAUUUAAGAUGCUCCAAAGCUUUUUACUAUCAUUCUUUGUCAUUUAUCUUUGUUUCAUAGUGUAGUUUCUUCUUCUUUUUAUUCAGUUUAGUCACAUGAUUUCUCAAUUUGCAGUACGUUUGCCAAUCGGUUGUGCAGCCAGACUUAUUUGCCAUUCCUUUUGCCUCAUCCCUCUCAACCAUACCAUUUUUAAAUUCCUCAUCAAUCCAUGGGGGUUUGACAGUUUUUACAGUCAUUUUCUUAAUGGGUGCAUGCUUAUUAGUAACUGGAAUAAGGAAUUUCAUAAAUGUGUCAAGGGCAGCAUCUGGUUGCUCCUCAUUACACACCACAGACCAAGAAAUAUUAUUUACAUCAACAACAUAGGAUCACUACAAAACGUAUUGUAUGACCUCUUAUACACUUUAUUAGGCCCAGCCUUUGGAACGUUGGUUUUCCUAGAAAGGCUACUAUAUUGUGAUCACUACAUCCGAUGGAUUUGGAUACAGCUUUAAAGCAAAUUUCUGCAGCAUUAGUAAAUAUGUGAUCAAUACAUGUUGAUGAUUUCAUUCCUGUGCUGUUUGUAACUACCCUGGUAGGUUGACAGAUAACCUGAACCAGGUUGCAGGCACUAGUUACAGUUUGAAGCUUUAUCUUUAGUGGGCAGCCAGAUGAAAGCCAGUCAAUAUUUAAAUCACCCAGAAAAUAUACCUCUGUGUUGAUAUCACAUACAUUAUCAAGCAUUUCACACGUUAUCCAGAUACUGACUGUUAGCACUUGGUGGUCUAUAGCAGCUUCCCACUAGAAUGGGCUUUAGGUGAGGCAAAUGAACCUGUAACCAUAUUACUUCAACAGUAUUUAACAUGAGAUCCUCUCUAAGCUUUACAGGAAUGUGGUUCUGAAUAUAAACGGCAACACCUCAACCUUUGGCAUGUAGAUGUUAUGAACAUGUAUCAUCAAAGGUAUUAUCUAAGUGAGUUUCAGAGAUUGUCAGAAUAUUUUGUAAUUAUUUUUUAGUUUUACCUUUAUUUAACUAGGCAAGUCAGUUAAGAACAAAUGCUUAUUUACAAUAUUGGCCUACACCGGCCAACGAUGGGCCAAUUGUGCGCCGCCCUAUGGGACUCCCAAUCACGGCCGGUUGUGAUACAGCCUGGAAUCGAACCAGGGGGUCUGUAGUGACACCUCAAGCACUGAGAUGCAGUGCCUUAGACCGCUCCGCCACUCGGAAGCCCAAUAUGAAUGUCAGUUACUAGAAAAGUAUUGAUUUCAUGAACCUUGUUUCUUAAGCUACAUAUGUUAAUGUCGGCUAUUUUUAGCACUUUUCUGGGAUGCUCGAUUGUUUUCAUUGCUUUACUGGGAAGCUUAGCAGAAGUAGACAUGCUCAUAUUGUUAAUGUUAGUGCAGGGUGAGCUGCACACAGUGGACUUCCUACUAGGGCACACCGCCUCAGUGCUAACAGUAUACAUCUGGUUCAUAGGCACAUGAUUACUGCAUACAAUAGCUGUAGGACCAGCAGAGGCAUUCAGGGUAGUUAGAGGGACAUACAGUGGCUUGCGAAAGUAUUCACCCCCCUUGGCAUUUUUCUUAUUUUGUUGCCUUACAACCUGGAAUUAAAAUUGAUUUUUUGGGGGUUUGUAUCAUUUGAUUUACACAACAUGCCUACCACUUUGAAGAUGCAAAAUAUUUGUUAUUGUGAAACAAACAAGAAACAAGACAAAAAAACAGAACUUGAGUGUGCAUAACUAUUCACCACCCCAAAGUCAAUAGUUUGUAGAGCCACCUUUUGCAGCAAUUACAGCUGCAAGUAUCUUGGGGUAUGUCUCUAUAAGCUUGGCACAUCUAGCUCCUGGGAUUUUUGCCCAUUCUUCAAGGCAAAACUGCUCCAGCUCCUUCAAGUUGGAUGGGUUCCACUGGUGUACAGCAAUCUUUAAGUCAUACCACAGAUUCUCAAUUGGAUUGAGGUCUGAGCUUUGACUAGGCCAUUCCAAGAUAUUUAAAUGUUUCCCCUUAAACCACUCAAGUGUUGCUUUAGCAGUAUGCUUAGGGUCAUUGUCCUGCUGGAAGGUGAACCUCCGUCCCAGUCUCAAAUCUCUGGAAGACUGAAACAGGUUUCCCUCAAGAAUUUCCCUGUAUUUAGCGCCAUCCAUCAUUCCUUCAAUUCUGACCAGUUUCCCAGUCACUGCCGAUUAAAAACAUCCCCACAGCAUGAUGCUGCCACCACCAUGCUUCACUGUGGGGAUGGUGUUCUCGGGGUGAUGAGAGGUGUUGGGUUUGCGCCAGACAUAGCGUUUUCCUUGAUGGCCAAAAAGCUCAAUUUUAGUCUCAUUUGACCAGAGUACCUUCUUCCAUAUGUUUGGGGAGUCUCCCACAUGCCUUUUGGUGAACACCAAACGUGUUUGCUUAUUUUUUUCUUUAAGCAAUGGCUUUUUUCUGGCCACUCUUCCGUAAAGCCCAGCUCUGUGGAGUGUAUGGCUUAAAGUGGUCCUAUGAACAGAUACUCCAAUCUCCGCUGUGGAGCUUUUCAGCUCCUUCAGGGUUAUCUUUGGUCUCUUUGUUGCCUCUCUGAUUAAUGCCCUCCUUGCCUGGUCCGUGAGUUUUGGUGGGCGGCCCUCUCUUGGCAGGUUUGUUGUGGUGCCAUAUUCUUUCAAUUUUUUAAUAAUGGAUUUAAUGGUGCUCCGUGGGAUGUUCAAAGUUUCUGAUAUUUUUUUAUAACCCAACCCUGAUCUGUACUUCUCCACAACUUUGUCCCUGACCUGUUUGGAGUGCUCCUUGGUCUUCAUGGUGCCGCUUGCUUGGUGGUGCCCCUUGUUUAGUGGUGUUGCAGACUCUGGGGCCUUUCAGAACAGGUGUAUAUAUACUGAGAUAAUGUGAAUUUUACUUAAAGUAUAAUUUCAACAAUAAAUAAAAUAAUCACAUUUUAAAGAGGAUUCGUAAAAAAAAUGCAGGGGUUUUUACAAAAAUAUUUAUGUCAAAUCAUCUUCCAUAUUCACAUGCUUAAUGUUUCCUUAUGCCAUAGCAUAAAGACAAGCUACAUGGGCUCUGGAAAAAGUACAUAGAACUAUACAGAAGGUAGAAUAGUUGAGUAAACAUCCUGAAACAGAGGAUAUAGUUUAUAGCUCAAAUGUUGAGUAAACCGCCUAAACUGGUUUCACAUUAGGAUGAACUUUCCAACUUGUGAUGCUGCUACAAAGGAAUUGCCAAAGUUAUCUUGCUAGAUCUUCUGUGUUUUAAGCCUACAUUAUCACAUUAUCUUGUGCACUUUUAUGGCAGCAGUAUUGUAUUGACAUUUAAUGCGUUUGUUGACACUGCUUAUUUUAAAUCCUGCUAGAACAUUUCCUCCUACACACUUUUAAUAACACACUGGCCGAAACUAAUGAAGACAGAUCAUGAUUACAACACUGCAAUAUCGCAAACAAAAUGAUGUCAAAUCAACAGUAGUGUAAAUACUGUAUAAUAUUUUUCCAGGCUAGCACUCACAGGUAAACCUGGACUUAAAGUUAGUGAGCAAGGUCCACUGAGAUAAGAGAGACCACAACUGACGUAGACUUGGUUUAGGUUACAGAGAAGGGAGGUAUCCGUUUACUGCCCAACAGUACAGCGCUCCAGGCAGCCGUUGAUCAGGAAGACCGGGCAGGACUGAACUACAGGAGUUGCGAAUAUAUUUGAGAGGAAAAUGGAGAAGAAAGGCACACAUGGCUUUGGCUUUUUCACAUUGCUCUGCUUGAUAACUGCUCAACAUGCUGGGGCGAACAUGGUAUUUACGACCGCUAUCGUUCAAACGCGUUACUUUAACACAAGUGACAACCAAACCGUGUUACAGAGCUGUGAUUGUGGAUUAUAUGGGCUCCACUCUUCUGUCACCUCGGCUUCCGGAGAGGUGACUCUUCCUAUUUCGGAUCCCUUAGCCUGUGGUCCCCAGACUGGCUUUAACAGCUCAGAGCCGUGGAUAGCCCUUAUUCAGAGGGGGAACUGCACCUUCGCUGAGAAGAUCAAGACUGCUGCUGACAGUGGAGCCAAUGGUGUGGUUAUUUACAACCUUCCUGGUACAGGCGACGAGGUAACCCCCAUGGUACACCAUGGUGAGUGA
This is a messenger RNA of Coregonus sp. 'balchen', 9956 nucleotides long. Lineage: Eukaryota; Metazoa; Chordata; Actinopteri; Salmoniformes; Salmonidae. The record is from the annotation of a GenBank genome assembly.